Molecule: messenger RNA, 8587 nt
Organism: Mizuhopecten yessoensis (Yesso scallop)
Lineage: Eukaryota; Metazoa; Mollusca; Bivalvia; Pectinida; Pectinidae
Product: histone-lysine N-methyltransferase SUV39H2-like
Exons: 6
Coding region: 289-2127 (612 amino acids)
Cellular component (GO): nucleus
Molecular function (GO): protein binding; zinc ion binding; histone H3K9 methyltransferase activity
Source: RefSeq, a predicted model, not a curated record
UAAAGUGUUGUACCGUAAUUAUUCAUUUUUUUGAACCGGCAUUUUUUUCGGCGUUCAACAGACCGUGGAAGCUUUUCCAUAUUCUAAAUAAAGACCAAUAACAAUCGAGACGUGUGCUUAUAAAUAACCUUACCACGAAAUCCUGAUAAUGCUAUUGCAAUUCGUAGGACAACAUAUUAGAAAGAUGAAAUAAGCUGUUUCAAGAUUUUCGGCAUCAAUGCGACAUCUCGAUCAAAGAGGGACGCAUGGUCAAACUUCGUUGUCAACAGCAACUUUUAAUAGUCUUUUAUGCAUAAGUUUCGAGGUUCUGUAUCUCGGGAAUAUCUUGGAAUUAAUCAGUUGGUGGAGCGAGGUGAAAUAACAUGGGAACAAGACGAAGAUUGGGAAGUGGAGCAGAUAUUGGACCAUACUGUUGAUGAGGGAACAGAUUAUUACCUGAUCAAAUGGAAGAACUGGAGCAAUGCUCACAACUCAUGGGAGCCCAAAGACAAUUUGGAGUGUCAAGACCUCCUGACAGAAUACCACUCCGAAGGCCGACGCAUCAUGGCCAAGCGCAAGCUCAUAGACUUGGACACUGUUGGAUACGACUCCAAACGCAGCCGUGUGGAUGAAAUCUUCAGAAAGCUUGAACCAAUCCGCAAAACACUCUCUCCACUUCAGUUGCUGUCUUUAUCCAGUCCUAAGAAAGGUGGAAAGCUUCCUCUGUUUAAGGGACUGAUCACCAGUAACGGUCAGAAAGUACCCAAGCUUCAUACACCAGGCUUCAAACAGUUAAAUCCAAGGACAAAGUUCUACAAACAGAAAAAAGAUGAAGUGCGGAAAGCACUGAAAGAAUGGGAGACAAAGUUGAACGGGAUCAACAAUGACCCUGCUCCAAUCGUUGUGGAGAAUGAAGUCGACUUGGAAGGGCCACCCGAGAACUUUGAGUAUAUCAAUGACUACAAACCAGGGGAAGGGAUUGACAUCCCUGACGACCCAAUAAUUGGCUGUGAAUGUGAAGAUUGUCUAGAUUGCAAGAAAACAUGUUGUCCUAGUGCCUGUGGAUCUGAAUUUGCAUACUACAAAUAUAAACGGCUAAGGAUUUCUAGGGGAACGCCAAUUUACGAGUGUAAUAAACGCUGCAAAUGUGGACCAGAAUGCCCCAAUCGAGUAGUACAGCAAGGUCGUAAAUGCAAACUGUGUGUAUUUCGCACCAGUAAUGGCAGGGGUUGGGGAGUGAAAACUCUACAAAAAAUCAAGAAAGGGUCAUUUGUUGUAGAAUAUGUAGGGGAGGUGAUUACAAACGAGGAGGCUGAGCGCCGGGGGCGGUACUACGAUGCAGUAGGGAGGACAUACUUGUUUGAUCUGGAUUAUAAUGAUGGCGACUGUCCUUUUACUGUUGAUGCUGGUUACUAUGGAAAUGUGUCACAUUUCAUCAAUCACUGCUGUGAUCCAAACUUAGAAGUAUUUGGUGUGUGGAUCAACGCAUUGGAUCCUAGACUGCCUCGCAUCGCUCUCUUCUCCCGACGAGACAUUGCCAAGGGGGAGGAACUAACCUUUGACUACAUGAUGACAGGGGACACCACCAAUCAGGCCCCAACUCUGGACGACGUGGAGAAAAGUGUUGCAGCUGGACUGAUGGGGCCGAUUGUGUUAGCUGACCCCUCCAAGGACAGCCCAGUAAUCGGUGAAGUAGAUACAGAUGGAACUGACGACGUUGACAUCUUGGGGGCAGUAACCAUGGAUACUCCUCCAGAGACACCUAUCAGUGGACAAGGUGACACUGGUGAUGACACCAUGGAGGAGAACUUGCCAAAUAAACCAGUGUCUCCAAGAAAAUCCCCACGUAAACAUGACUCUGAAGCAAAAUCUCCACUGAAAAUGAAUAUGUCACCACGCCCAAUCAUCUCGUCUAAGUCACCACAGAAGUCUAACUUGCCUACAACUUCACUGCCAAUGGCAGGCGACUUUUCUUCAGACACCGUUUCACCUGACAAAAAUCCAUCCACAAUCCAACAUUUGAACAAAGUGCUUGGGGCCGAGGGAGAUGCAGAACCUAGUGCCAAGUUGCUGCCCAAGUCCAUCACGGACCAGUACAGAAUAGUCUGUCAAUGUGGUGCCAAGAACUGCAGGAAGUACCUGUUUUAGGGAAUAUAAUACUAUUGUCAUUGUGACACGUAAUUUCACAUUUUAAUUACUCUGUAAUCCCUUAUAUUUCACAAGAUAUAUGUGUGUUCAUGUAAGUUCAUUAGAUGCCUCAAUCCCAAAUUAGAAAAUAGUUCAAUUUAUUAGUCCCCCACUGGUAUUACCAGAGGGAAGUUCAGGUAAGCACUCUGCCCAGUGUGUCACAUUUACCAGGGUUUAUCCUAUAUACUCUACCAAACUUUGUAGCCGAGUAUUUCUUGGGAUGGGGAAGGUCCACGUUCUAGAAAUUGAGUCAUGUGCCCCAACUAUUUACAGAGUUAUGUCCCUUCGGUCACCUAGCAUCACCUUUUUCUAGAGUGAAUCCCAAUACUGUGUCGCUCACCGUUUCCAAGAGUUAAAAAUUCAAUUUAGUUUCUUUAUCAAUUACACUUCAGCAUGCUGUGACUCAGCUAGGGCCUUACUGUUAGUUGUUGAAAAUCUUUUAUGAAAAAUAUUGAGUAUUACUAUAAUUUAACCAACUGAAGACAACAUAAAAUGAAAAUAUCUUUUUAUCUCAUGAGAUGCAGCAUUACUCUGUGAACACACCCAUGCUAUAUAUUUUUAAAAUGUAAUUGUGUAUUAAAAAUUUGAUAAUGAACUGUUAAAUGUUACGGAAUUGUGUCCAGAGAAUUCAAAUUGUUUUGUGACAUAACAAUGGAAACAGUAGAAAUAAGAAGGUAGAAUUUUUAAACUUCAAGAAAGACUUGGAAAUGCAUGUUUAUCACAUGUCAGAUUCAGACAAGCAUUUGUAUGAAAAUAAUUCUAAAUUUGUUUUGAUUUUGUAUGAGACAUAGUAAUUGAAGUGAUGUUUAAGUGGACAUCAUCUAGUAUCCCUGUCACUGUAAGAGCAACUCAUGACAUGUGAAAAUUUGGUGUAAAACAUUUUAAUAUCAAAUUUAAUAUGCAAAUUACAAAAUCAUAUUUAAGGAGCAAACGGGAUCAAUAAUGUUAGGAACUAGAAGUCUUCAUCCAACAGUUGUAAAAACUAGAUAACCUUACCACUGUCAUUUUGAAUUGAAAUUCCUCACCAUUACGAUUGAUUAUUUUUAUAACAACUCUAUAAAAUUAUUUGUCUGUCAAUGAAAGAUCUAUAAAAAUAUUUAUCGAUCAAUGACAGAUCUAUAAAAAUAUUUAUCUAUCAAUAACAGAUCUAGAAAAUUAUUUAUCUUUAUCUAGGAAAGGAUAGAUCUAGAAAAUUAUUUAUCUGUCAAGGAUAGAUAUUAACUAUUCAUCUAUCUAUAAAAGAUGAAGUUUGUUCCUGAAUGGCAAAAUUUUAUGUUGUUUGGUUUUUGUCAGAAAGGAUUAUUAUAAUACGUUGUGUUGUUAGUAGUAAUUCUUUUGUUGAUAAGUCAGGUUUUUCUGUUGCAGUUGUCGCCUCAAUUAAUUUAUAAUCUACCGGUACAAGUUAUGUUUUUCUAUUGAGUUUUAGAAUUUACUUUAAAUAUUAUACUGGUACACGUAGCAUUUCUGAAACAUGUCAGACUGGAAAAAUGCAUGUAAUAAACAGAGAAUAAUUUAUUGACAUUUAACUCAGAUAAUGAAGGUUUCAGAUUUAUGAUAAGAAAUAGAAAAUGUAAUGUGAAUGUUGUUGGACAUAUGAGAAUGACAUAGCCCUAUACAUGUAUAACAGAAGGACCUGUCAGUUGAACAAUCUGCAAUGUUGUGACUGGUACAAAUAAAUGUUGGUACCCUUGUGAGAUAGAAUAGUUUAGUUUUAAGAUUUAAACCUUGCUAAUAGGAGAUAUUAUGUUGUGACAGGCCAUACAUAUAUGUAUAUUAUUGUUAACAUGUACAAAUAUUUUCCCCAUUUAAGACUAUUAAUCAGCACUAUAAACAUUUUAGUUAAAAUACAUUAUCAUCACUUAUGUACAGCCUUGAGAAAAUAGCCGAGAUUCAAUGUGCCAUUUCAUGUUUUUCUCAACUGACUGCAUUAUUAUGAAAGGCAACUUUAGAAAUGCUGUAGAUUUUUCCCUGUGUAGAAUUGCAUGGAUGGUUCUCUUUUAAAGUUUUACUAAUUCAUAUCAAACACUUGUAACGGAGAGAAUCAUUUAUUUUUAUGAGACUGAGUAACAAAGCCUGUACUACUGUAAGUGAUUUGGAUUUGUAUUUUAUUGCAGCCCCCCAAACACCAAUUUAUUGAAUUACAUAAACUUUAUUUGUUCAGUAUUGUUGAAUGAACAACUUUUUAUUUUUGGUGGGGUUGCAUUUUGACACAAAAAAGGGUUUUUUUCUGAAUAUCAUCAAAGAAGGGUACUGCUCUCCAGUCUCCAUACUAAGUAAAUUAGAAUCUUGGCUAUUCAAGGACAAAGACCAUAUUAUUAAAUAUUAUUUACUAUGUUUAUCAGGGAAGAUCUAAAUUAAAAUUAGAGAACAAAUUGUAUAUAGAUCUUUUUGUACAUAAGUGUUUUAUAGACUUCCAUUAAGUGAAGAUCUACUGAGUUUUAACCAUCUUUAAAUCAAUAAAAUAUUGUACAUACUAUAUGUGAGGUUUGGUUUGUGGUAUGAUGAAUCAAAACCUGGAAACCGGGCAGCAUCUUAAUAUCUUUCAUAAUCAAUCUGUAAUGAACUUUGGGUUUUAACAUAAACAAUCCGUAUUUUAAUACUGGUCAUGAAAAUUACGUGUGAACAUUGUUAAAUCUCACCAGGGGGAUUGUUUCAGAAUAUCAUGAGCGGUAAACCAGAAAGGGGAGUCACCGAAUUAUUAGUUCAGGUCUUUUCACAACAGCUUGUCCUGGUGGUAACUAUCAAACUUUUAGAUAUCUCGAUGAAACCAUGUUUAACUGCAUUAGGGCUGUUUCAGAAUUACGGAAGGCACUUUUUCAAAGACCCCCACCAACCUAUGAUCUUAAAAAUGAUUUAAUAUAAGGAAUGGUAGGCAGAUCCGGUUUUAACCCCACCACCCAUAAUAUAUUAAUACAGUGCCUCCCACCUCCUCACUAAAGUAAAUGAUGGAAUGGCCCAUGUCCUCAAGUAUAAAUUGGGACAUUGGGACUUUAACCUCUACAUGGUAGAUCAUCCAAUGCUAAAAUAAGAGGAGACAUCUUUUUCAAAAUCUCUGUUAAAUAUAUGAAUAUUGUUCUGUAAAAAGUUUCCUAAUUUUUAUCAAAGAUCUUGGGAUUUUUAGACAUAAUUUUAUGUUUUCAAGGUAAAGCCCACUUUGGUCAUUUAUGAACUCCAUUCGUUUAUAUUCAAUGCAAUGACAAAUAAGAUUUAAUAUGCAUAUGUGAUAAUUGUGUUUAGUGUUUAAUUAAAUUCUGAUUUGCGUUUUUCUUCAUAUGUAAAGAGACCUGUUGUUUAAAAAAAUAAUAAUGGGAAAACCUAUUAUAAUACACCAUAUGUAGUACACAAAAAUAUUUUUGAAUGAAAGUUUAUGUACAUAUGAUUCCUCCCAAUUCAUAAGUAUGCAUCUUUGAAUUCUAGGGGUUCUGCUAUUGGUAUCGCAUGUAUAUCUACUCUGUACCCUUGAAAUACACCAUGGCAAAAUCGACCACUUAAUGUUGGUUAUUUGAUCCUGACACAAUCACUGCUGAUGUUGACAAUGGUGUCUGUACCUUAAGGAUUGUCAAAGAGGUUCCGAGAUCAAGGCCGGUCAAUUUUACUGAAAAAUUCCUUCAUGUUUUAUCAAAACAUAACUUCCAGAUAACAGUUAUCUUGGAAAAUUUAAUUAAUUUCAUCCGGACAAAAACCAAGGGUGCGGAGUAGAUGUGUGAUAAUGGGAGUAUAUGUAUAACCCUUGGAUUACAAAGAUAAUAGUAGUUUGUCAAUUAUUGUGUUCUCUAUUUUAAUGAAUUGUCUAUUUUAUUUAAUACAGAAAUGUACAGUUGAUUGCCGCCAGAUAAAGACAUGAGGAUUUUAAGGUUAAAUUACAGCAUGAUGAAGAGGCUAAGAUUUUGGUAUUUGACUGUGGAUUAAAUCAUAAUUACAACAGUUAUACUUGUUGCAGAAUGAUUUCUGCAUAAUAGUGCUAUACUGGUGUUUUAUCUAUUAUUUGGAAUUUUCUAGUAUUGUAAUUAGCACUGUACGAGUGUUUUUAUGUAAAAUUGCAUUUUAGUUGCACGAAUUGAUGAAACAAGUAAAUAUUUCCCAGUAGUCAGUGUUCCUGUCUAGUGUAUUUUUUUUUCAAUAAUGGGAAAGAAACAGUUAUUCGUUCGAAAUCAUUUUGAAGUUCUGUUGAUAUUCACGAAAUUUUAAACAUUUACUGUUUUCUUCUCCUGAUAAAGGUUUUCUUUUUGCAUUAUUUCAGACUAUGUGGGAUAAUUUCCACUUUUCAAUUUCUGUAGAAUUUUCAUUGGUGUGUUUCGUAGACAUGGAUAUGUCGACCUGAUAAGUAACAGGUUCUGGAUUGUCAAACUCUGAGGGUUGAGAUUUCCGUGGCCACUUAAUACAACAAUGGUUAAUUUGUUUUCUCCCUGCCCACGCAAAUAUAGGACAAACGAAAAACUAAAAAGUCCUUCAUAAUGUGAUCUUUUUUUAUUCAGACAUUAUGGACAUUUGGUGUAGCUUAUAUUUAGAUGAACCUUGUUUUAAUGGGCAACUAUGGGUGGAUGUAUUGUUCUGAUACCAAUGUAAAACAAAUAUAUCACCGCAAAUAAAUCAUCUUCAAAAAUUAUCUUCCAAGCUUGGUGGUCCAUAGUACAAACAGGACAUUCAGAUCAAAACAGAUUUCCUUAGCUCUUACUGAUAAACUUGUUCAUGUAAAUAACUGACUUCUACUGUUAUAUAAAAAUGUUGGACUCUCAAUGGCAAUUAGAAUAGACUUAUAGUUAAAAUUUAUAUUGAAUUAUUUCAAGCGUGUAUGUUUUAAAAUUAGAUUACCAAUGUAUGUUAAUGUAACUAGUUUGAUAAUAAUAUUGUCCUCCCCUACUCUGGAAAGUUUUGUUGCACAUGCACAGGUAUCACAAGCAAAUCGCUUCCGCAGUUGUUUCAUGCAUUGACAAAUCCAUUCAUGACAUGCUGAUGUUUUCCAUGCAUUAUGUUCACCAUACAAAAAUAGAUCACAAGUUGAACACACACACACACACACACCCCACACACACCCCCCACACACACACCCCACACACACACCCCACACACACACCCCCCACCACCCCCUGAAGCCGACAAAAAAAGUUCUUAUUAAGACCUCAUAUUUUAACUUAAAAAUUCCAAUAUUGGUGUCCCUAAGCAAACAAACAAUGAAAAAUGUUGUAGUAUGAUACAUGUAUUGUGAAUUGAUUUUAUAGUGAAAAGCAGGUACAAAAAAAACCAAUAAAUUAACUUUUGAGUGUGGUAGUUGGCUUAGGCCAAACAGUAAGUUGGUUAAGAGAGUAUUGUUACAGGAUAAAUUGUCAUCUGGCUCCAUAAAAAAGUGUUUUCUCUGGGUUGUUGUACAUUGUACCAGCAGAUUACCUCUUGCUUGUAACUAACCUUGAAAAGAAAAGCUCCUGGUGAAAAAGUAUCCAGGUUUUCAGAUGAUCCUAUUAACCACCUCUUAAAAGAAUGCCCCAAGUAACCUCCCCCUAGAGAGAAGAUCCAUAGUUACCCCCACCCCAGGUAGAAGGCUUGUAGUAAUAAUCAUCUCCCUUACUGCGGAUUCUGUCUCAGCUUGAUUAUGAGAGAUGUUUCUUUGGGUGGAUGUUAGGGGGUUUAUACUUGAGGGUGGUUUCUCAGACUUUUUGUCUAAUGCUGAUUACAGAGGCGCACUGUAGCAUUGCUGACCCGUGUUUCACCAGAUAGGGACGGCUACUAGUUAUUUUCCGUAAUUGGUGUUCUUAUUCUCUUCUUUGGGAUAGUAAAUAAAAGCCCUAUACCUUGGGGUGGUUACCAGGAAUCUUCUUUAUGGGUGGUGUUUACUAAUGCAGUGUCUCGGGCUGGAUACUUUGAUCCUCUACCCAAUGGUGGAUACUAGUGGGCAUUUUCUCUCGAGAUGGAUACAAGAGGACUUAUAUUCUUGGGUGGUUAAAAAGGGACACUAUCUUUAGCUUCAUACUCUCGAUGAAUGAUUAAUGUGGCGUUUUUCAAAGAGUUGAUCUUAGCCUUUCACAUAGAGAUGGUUGUAAGGGACCUUCUACCUAGAGUUUAACAGGUACUUUUGCUUUGGAUGGUUAUUAUCAACUUUUUACCUAGUAAAUAUGUCCUACCACCUAGUGAUGAGUAUUAGGUGUGUUCCAUCUAGAGCUGAUAUAAGGAACCUUUCAUCGAUUUUAUCAGGAGCAUUCUACGUAGUGUAAUUGAAACCACUCGAGUUGAAAUUGCAUACAAAAUAAGGCCUAGUGUUAUUUAGUAGAUGCCAAAAGGGUAGACAUGGUCUACCUCUGAAUGUUACAAAUAGGACCACAUGUGUGUAAAUAAGUCUUACAAAUUCUAUGAUUUUAGACGUGUCACUACUUUCUAUAUUUUAUGUCAAUUGAAUAAAGUCAUCUAAACGAGAUGGAAUGGACAUUCA